Molecule: messenger RNA, 1209 nt
Organism: Condylura cristata (star-nosed mole)
Lineage: Eukaryota; Metazoa; Chordata; Mammalia; Eulipotyphla; Talpidae
Product: chymotrypsinogen 2-like
Exons: 10
Coding region: 1-1209 (402 amino acids)
Biological process (GO): proteolysis
Molecular function (GO): serine-type endopeptidase activity
Source: RefSeq, a predicted model, not a curated record
AUGGACUUGUUCUGGCUUCUCACCUGCUUCACCUUCAUCGGGACCUCCUAUGGCUCUGGGGCCCCUGCCAGUGACCCGGAGCUGAGCAUUUCACCCAGGAUCAUCAAUGGGACAGACGCUCGUCCUGGCUCUUCCCCCUGGCAUGUGUCUCUGGAGAUUGUUAUGCACCCCGAGUACCACUUCAGCACUUUCUAUGGUGAUAUCGCUCUGCUGAAGCUCUCAACCCCUGCCGACUUCCACCGCAUGGUGUCCCCCAUUACCCUGCCGCAUGCUCACGACAUGUUUUCUGUCAGUUCCCAGUGCAAAAUUAUGGGCUGGGGACUUACCCACCCUAACGACAACAAGAAACCUGACAGGCUGCAGGAGGCCUCCGUGACACUCCUGACCUUUGAGGAGUGCAAGAAGUACUGGGGCUCCCAGUUCACCCAGGACAUGAUCUGCUUCAGCGGCAAUGGCGCCUGCUCCUACCUCGUACGCUCUGGGGCCCCUGCCAGUGACCCGGAGCUGAGCAUUUCACCCAGGAUCAUCAACGGGAAGGACGCUGGCUCCUCUCCCUGGCACGUGACCGUGGAGGACUCCUCUGGAAGGCUCAUCUGUGGGGGCUCCCUGAUCAACCGGAAAUGGGUGAUCACCGCUGCAUACUGCAACAUCAGGAUCUACGACUGGGUUGUGGCUGGGCAGCAUGACCGACGCAACUAUGGCAACAAAGUCCAGUACGUCCAGAUCAGCAAGGUCUUUAGGUACCCCGAGUUCAACAUCAGCACUUUCUAUGGUAACUUCGCCCUGCUAAGGCUCAUGACCCAGGUUAAUUUGCAGCGCACGGUGUCCCCCAUUGCUCUGCCCAGUGCUGGCGACACGUUCUCUGUUGGUGCCCAGUGCAAAAUUAUGGGCUGGGGGCGCACCCGCCUGGAAGGCAGAAGGAGGCCUGACAAGCUGCAGGAGGCCACCGUGCCCAUCCUGGAUAACGCGGAGUGCCUGAGGUUCUGGGGCAGCCAGAUGACCAGCGACAUGGUCUGUGUGGGGGCCAACGGCGUCGCCAGCUGGAAAGGUGAUGUUGGUGGACCCCUGGUCUGCAAGAAGAAUGAUGACUGGAUCCUGGUGGGCAUCAUGACCUAUAUCUUUUCUCCAUCCCCCCUCUACACUCCUAUGGUGGCCAUCAAUGUAUCGCAUUACAAACAAUGGAUUGAUAAUACUGUAGCUCAGAACUGA